AGAGCAGAUGAUUAAAAUAGGUGGUUGGUAUGUGAAGCUUUAUAUUCCCUUUUCAAUUUAAGAUCACAAAAUGAUCUAAUUGGAUACAGAUUAACUCUAGUCUUAUUACAUUUUGGUUAAUCAAUGAGGGAAAUAUUAUUUUAAAACUUGUGGAGUUAUUUUAAUUGCAGUAAAUGGCAAUAUUCAAUCAGUGUGACAUAUGAGCAAGGAUUAAUUGAAGGACAAGCCCCUGAGUGUUUUUUCUUAUUCUUAUGAAUUCUGUUUUUAGUGUAUUAGCACACUAAUAGCGUCUCAAGAAGUCAAAAUGGUAAACUAAACGUACACCCCUACAGCCACAUCUCACAGACAUGGUCCAAUCAUGGCCAAACUGAUAUUUUCAGGGCUGCAAUAUCUCUCUUGCAGAGGGAACUUGUUGGCAUUUAAGAUGUGGACUUCCCUCUGACUUGUUCAGGAACUAACAGAACGGCAAAAGGGUUGAGGUUUUGCGCAUUCUAAGUCAUUUUUUUUUCCUAGUUUGGAAACGAGUCAAAAUAACUACAUCAUAAGUGUUUUUCUUUUACAUUUAUUUUAGGAGGGGAAUGACUUGUCACAAUGAAUCGUUCUUGUAGCUUUGGGCUACUGAAGUGCUGUUUUGGGAAUUUGCAUUCUUGGACUCCCAUAGUUGCUCUGCAAAGAGCAGAAUUUAGAUAUAUGAAACAAAUUGCUUAUGGGUUACAUUUGCAGAGUAGAUGUACAAUUUUUCCACAACAUGCUCAUUUCACAAGAAGAUGUUACAGUAAGGAUUCCCACGCUAUAUGGCAAAGUGAAACAUUGCAAGAUUACUUAAAUUCAUUAUGCAAAGAACAUGAACGUCUAAGUGAAAUGUUGAACCACACUUCUGUUCGAGAGGAAGAUAGAAGGAGUCUGGGAAAGAGGCAUUCUGAGCUUUCCCCAGUCACUGCUCUUCUUCACGAUAUACAGGCAGCGGAACUAGAAGCCAGAGAGUUGGAGUCCAUGUGUGCUGAUAUAGACAGCAAAGAAAAGGAGGAGCUGCUAGAGCUGGCCAUAGAAGAAAAAUAUACAAUGAACCAAAAGAUUGAUAUAUUAUGCAGAAAGCUCUUGGAGAUCUUGGUUCCGAAUGAAAAAUAUGAUAUGAGUGAUGCUGUAUUAGAAGUGACGUCUGGCAGAACUACUGGAGGUGACAUUUGCCAACAAUUUACCAAAGAAGUUUUUGAGAUGUAUCAGAAUUAUGCUGAUUUUAAAUCUUGGUGCUUUGAAAUUCUGAAUUAUACUCCCUCCGAAUAUGGUGGGUUGCAUCAUGCAGCCGCACGGAUUUCAGGACAAGGAGUGUAUAAGCUAUUGAAAUAUGAAGGAGGAACUCACAGGGUACAGAGGAUCCCUGAGGUUGGCCUUUCAUCCAGGAUGCAGAGGAUCCACACAGGGACCAUGACUGUUAUUGUGCUUCCCCAACCAGCCGAGGUAGAUAUCAAAAUUAAUCCGAAGGACCUGCGCAUCGAUACAUUCAGAGCCAAAGGAGCUGGGGGACAGCAUGUCAAUACAACUGACAGCGCUGUGAGAGUUGUGCACAUACCUACAGGUAUUGCAGUGGAGUGCCAACAAGAACGCUCCCAGAUUUCAAAUAAGGACAAGGCAAUGAAAAUGCUGAAAGCUAAACUGCAUCAACAAACCGUAGAAAAUGAACUAUCUCAGAGGCAAAGUGCUAGAAAAUUGCAGGUAGGAACCAGAGCUCAGUCUGAUAGAAUUCGUACGUACAAUUUCACUCAGGACAGAGUGACUGAUCACAGGAUAUCCUAUGAAGUGCGCAAUAUAAAGGAAUUUCUCAGUGGGGAGAGCCUUUUACAUGAUUUAAUAUACAAGUUACAAGAAUCUGCUGACAUCGAGGCCCUUCUUGAAGUUAUAGAAAAGGAUUCCUCGAAGUUUAAUAGAUGAUAUACACAAGCUGCUCUCAAGCUUGAAGCAAUACAUCUGUUCAUCCUACUGUCCCUAAGGAACUUACAGCCUUGUUGAACCCAACAGAGUGAAUUGCAUGAUAAACAACAUCUGGCAGAGUGGCCUUGAUCAUUUUUAAGUUUAGCCAAUGAGCGACAAGGUGACUUUGUUUUGCUCAAUAACCAUUUGUGUGGAACGGUUACUAGACUGGUUACAAUGAGCAGACUGUGCUGUAGUAAAAUUUUACAAUAAUUACCAAAUUCCUAUCCAACACACCACCAGAUCAGAAAAAGGAGGGGGAGGAGGGCAAGGAAAUGUACAAAUCAUACAAAUGCUUAAAGCUUUCUUAAUAAAAUGUGUGAACAAAAUGAAAACAUAUAAACCUGUGUAUAUUAAGAUUCCCUCUGCUGAUCUUGACAGUUUUACUCUAAGAUAAAAAUAGGAAAGAUAUUUGUUGUUUUAAGGGUUGGUAUUAGUGUAAAACAGAAAACACAUGGACAAAGAGAAGAAGGUAAGAGGUAACUAAGUUGCAGGACAGAGAUAUAUUAGCUGAUGACCCACCUAAACCAUGCAUUACCCCUACUAAUAGAUACACAAAGUUGCACUUAAAUUAGGACUGAUCAAGAUGAUUGGCGCUUUUGAUGCAGGAUGGCUUUCUGCCAAGCAGGUACUGAAUAGGGAUAGGUAUUAGCCAUUGCUGACAGAAGAUUCACAACUGUCAUAAGUCAUUACCCCUACACUAUCUAACGCCCAGACACAAGUGUUUUAGACAAAUAUGUUGGAACCUAGUCAUCUUAAGCCUAUACCACAUAUGAGAACAUGGCUGCUUAAUCCUCCUGUUAACAUUUGAAUGCAUUCAUUGUAUGACCUGCAAAUAUAUUCAAAGAACAACUAAAACCUAGGCUGAUUCUAAUUCAUGUACAUUCCAAUCAAAGUCAUUUAUGAAUUGUAACACCACAGUGGUAGUCUAUCUGCUAACAAGCUUCUGUAGUAUUAAGUAUGUCAGUAAGACCUUCUGUGAACUUAAAGUCUGAAUAAUGGAACAUGUACAUUCUGUUAGGAGUAACAGAGACAUACAUGACCUAAAACGCCAUCAUUUCCUAUGAAAGGAGACUGGGAUUUAUGACUUCGCCAAUGGGAAAGUUUCUGCAUCUACAACUCUUAAAUGGUCUGAAUGAAGGGUUCUCUUUUGCGUCUUUGAUUAGGUUAUUGUAAAUAGUGUAUAUAAUUAUGUGGUUAGUGUGUUUUAUGAUAAUUCAUUUUUAAAUUAGAUUAAUUGUACACCACAACAUGAUCUCCUGGCUUGAUUGAAAAUUAGUGGACCUCUACUAGCAUGAUUGCUAGAGAAUAGCAGGAGGAUGAUACUGUACACCAACGCUAAUAACCAUUAACCAUGAAAAAUAUGUAUUGGUUGGUUUUGAAUAUCCAAUUCACAGCAGUAUACCAUCUCUAAUAUUUCAAAUAUAUUCACCAUAGGAUCUUGAACAUCCUGGAUACCACACCUGGUGAAUUGACUAAGAAUACAUUUACAGCAUAUACUAUGUGGUUCUGGGAGUCAUAAAGGACACUGAUUUGUAUAAAUAAGGGAACGUCAAUGAUUCCAUAUUUGGUAAAAUGUGUUAGUGUUGCAUUUUACUGUAUGUUUUGUUUUUUAGUUUAUUGUGCAUUAG
Messenger RNA from Pelobates fuscus (common spadefoot toad), 3599 nucleotides. It is a transcript of the gene MTRF1, whose product is annotated as mitochondrial translation release factor 1. The coding region runs from base 592 to 1929 and encodes 445 amino acids. The record is from RefSeq and is a predicted model, not a curated record. Gene Ontology annotation, biological process: translational termination. Gene Ontology annotation, molecular function: translation release factor activity. The transcript is spliced from 9 exons. NCBI's taxonomy places the organism in Eukaryota, Metazoa, Chordata, Amphibia, Anura, Pelobatidae.